AUGGAUAAGUAUGUCACAAGAUCGAAAAUUGGGUAUCCAAGUUCUAGCUCUACCAAUCCAUCUACUGCUUCAACCAUAGCUCCGAAAAUUCAAAAGAAAAUAUUUAUUUCAGAUGUUGAUUUAGAAUCUCUUGAAGCUGAUCCGGGAAUUAGAAAGCCCAUUGCAGAGUAUAAUCCUAAUAUACGUGAUGAUAUUAGGAGAUAUUAUAUUCUUAAAAAGCCUUGCCAACCUAAGGAUCAUAAAUUUCCUAAAACUAAGUUUGGGAAGGAAAUGCGGCAGUUCUUUCCUAAUUGGUUUAAGGAUCGUAAGUGGUUGGAGUAUAGCAUAACAAAAGAUGUUGCAUUUUGUUUGUGUUGCUACUUGUUUAAAAAUGAAUAUGAAAGUCGUGGAGAUGUGGUUGAUGCUGCUUUUACGAAGACCGGCUUUAGAGCUUGGAACAAAGCUACAGAAAGAUUUAGAGCUCAUGUUGGAGAUGUAAAUAGCAUCCACAACAAGUGUUUCAACAAGAUGCUCGAUGUCGCUUGA
Solanum pennellii is the source of this 525-nucleotide messenger RNA. Its product is annotated as zinc finger MYM-type protein 5-like. The record is from RefSeq and is a predicted model, not a curated record. The transcript has a single exon. The coding region runs from base 1 to 525 and encodes 174 amino acids. Lineage: Eukaryota; Viridiplantae; Streptophyta; Magnoliopsida; Solanales; Solanaceae.